Vicia villosa (hairy vetch) is the source of this 1021-nucleotide messenger RNA. RefSeq names its product 23 kDa jasmonate-induced protein-like. The record is from RefSeq and is a predicted model, not a curated record. Lineage: Eukaryota; Viridiplantae; Streptophyta; Magnoliopsida; Fabales; Fabaceae. The coding region runs from base 89 to 721 and encodes 210 amino acids. The transcript has 2 exons.
CUAGUAUCUCUCAACUUCUUUCAAACAAAGCAAAUUAUAAUUUCUUCACUUACCAGAAAACAAAAACUUUGACAAAAAACAACUAACAAUGGCAAAUCCCUUUGGUGUCGUUGUCGAUAAUGAUAAAUUGGAGGAAAUGGCAAGAUAUAUUGGCAAAACAAUAACCCAGGAAGAUAGAGCAAGAGAAGCUAUGCAUCUGAUUAAUGAAGACGAUAAGGACGCAAAAGCUGCAAAAUAUGUAGAUUCUGUGAAGGAGUAUUAUGGUGAUGGUGUGUCCACGUUGUGCCUAGUGUACAACGCCACUGGAGACACUAUCUCUUAUGUUACCGACCACGACUGGUAUGGCUACAUUGGCCGAACUCCGUAUCCUACGGAGAUCGGUAAUGGGCAAUGGGGAGCCUUUCAUCAUGUCCAUGAGACCGGUGCAUCCUCCGGUUCUGAAGCUGCCGUCGUGUACCGCGGCAAGACAGCGAAUGGAAAUUACAGUGACUUUAUGCUUGCUUGGUCUACACCUUGGGGAGGUUGGUACAAAAACAAGGCUUACUGUGAGAUGGGUGCAGUUGACAGUUUUCCAGGGCGUUGGAGUGAUAUAUAUCCUAAGAUAAAUAAUAGCGAUUAUCACGAUAAAGUUGACAGGGACGGGAUCAAGAUAGAUGUUGAUACUGCUAAAGGCACAAGUCCAGUGUUUAAGGCAAUCAUUAAGAUCCCUUUUAGUCCAUGAUCAUCAAUAUCACGAUUGAAGAGAAGUCUCAACUCUCAAUAAAUUGUUAUUUUUCUCGUGUCGUGUUUGUAUUAUCACUUGUUAGUUCACUUAUUUCCUGUGUUUGUAUUAUCACUUGUUAGUUCACUUAUUUCCUGUGUUGCGUCUCCAUUUGGAAUUACUUUUGUAUCAAGUGUAUAAGCUUCAGUAUGAAUAACUGUGUAACUUGUUUGUUAUUAGAUGCUUUUCGUUGAGCAUCUUGUACUUUUGUAUCAAGUGUAUAAGCUUCAGUAUGAAUAAAUGUGUAACUUUUUGUUAUUA